This is a messenger RNA of Salvelinus namaycush (lake trout), 360 nucleotides long. Its product is annotated as galactose-specific lectin nattectin-like. NCBI's taxonomy places the organism in Eukaryota, Metazoa, Chordata, Actinopteri, Salmoniformes, Salmonidae. The transcript is spliced from 4 exons. Bases 1 to 360 code for a protein of 119 amino acids. Gene Ontology annotation, molecular function: signaling receptor activity. The record is from RefSeq and is a predicted model, not a curated record.
AUGCCGAGUAACAGAUUGAGGAAAUGUUUGCUCCUGGGAGGUAACCUGGCAUCAGUGCACAGCCUUCCCCAGUAUCAUUUCCUUCAGUCUGUCAUCAGGAAGAGUACCAAGAAAUUAAAGCGCACCUGGAUUGGAGCCAACGAUGCCAUCAAGGAGGGUCUUUGGCUGUGGAGCGACGGGUCCAGGUUUAUCUACCAGAACUGGGCCCCGGGUCAACCCUCUAACUCCGACCACUUUGUUGUGAAUGACAACUCGAACAGCCGGGAGCAUUGUAUGGUGAUGAACUAUGGAGCUUCCCGCGGUCAGAAUGAUUCCCCCUGCUGGUACAAACGUCCCUUCCUGUGUUCCAGAAAGCGCUGA